AUGUUGCCGGGGUCAUUGAUCCCGAUCGAACAGAUCCCGGUAACGAGGACUGGAAAAAUCGACCGCCUUCAGCUGAAGCGAAUCGGCGCAUCCAUGACCCUCACGCAGCUAGCUGCGCUGCAGACACGGUCACAGGAGGCCCGGACCGCCCCUUCAACUGACAUGGAACGUCAGCUCCAAUUACUCUGGGCGAAGGUUCUUCAGAUAGAUGCCGCAAGCAUCGCGACUACAGAUUCCUUCUUCCAACUAGGAGGGAACUCGAUCCAUGCGAUGCGUUUGGUAAGUGCGGCUCGUGAUCGCGGAUUGAUCCUUAACGUCGCAGAUGUGUUUCGUUCGACACGGUUAGGCCAGCUUGCACGACUAGUUCACAUAGCUGCAGUCGAUGUUAGUGACGAAUCCGCCUCCGUUCAACCAUUCGUCCUCCUACAUGCGGCUUCCAUCAAAGUAGCGGAGAUACGUGCUCGGGCUGCAGUUCGCUGCAACCUCGACAACGCAGAGUUAAUCGAGGACGCUCUGCCGUGUACGCCACUACAAGAGGGCCUUUUGGCCAUGACCAUCAAACGACCAGGGGAUUAUGUGAACCAGAAUGUAUUCAAGCUCAGCGGGAAUAUCGACGUCCCUCGUCUCAAGCAUGCCUGGAGCAAGGUUGUGCAGAUGACACCAAUUCUCCGCACUCGCAUUAUCGAUCUAUCUCCAAUGGGAAUAGUGCAAGUCGUGAUCGCUAACGAUUUCAUCUGGCGGGUUAGCAGUGGGAAUAUCCAGGAGUAUCUUUCCCGCGAUCGACAGGAGCACAUGCAGUUGGGAACACCGUUGAUGAGAUUAGGCCUCUUGCAUGACAAUGACCGAGGAUGCACGUAUUUGAUCUGGAGUGUACAUCAUGCCCUAUACGACGGGUGGUGCAAGCCACAAAUUCUGGAGCAAGUGCAGAAGGUCUACCGCGGGGAUGUCACUGAACCACUGGCCCCAUUCCGAGACUUUGUAGCGUACCUGACACAAAGGCGGCAGGAAGCUGAUGAGUUCUGGAAAACUCAGUUCCAGGACUUGGAAUUGGCGGCCUUUCCCCCGCUACCAUCGCCGGCAUACCAACCUCGAGCAGAUCACACAAUUGAACAUCACAUCUCGGCAUUGCAAUGGCCUCGCAAUCACGAUAUCACUGCAUCUACCCUUGUACGAGCCUCCUGGGCUAUCCUCGCUUCCAUCUACACCAACUCUCCGGACGUAGUCUUUGGGGUGACCGUCAGCGGGCGGCAAGCGCCUAUCUUCGGGGCUGACAGGAUCGGGGGGCCUACCAUUGCGACGAUUCCCCUGCCAGUCAAGGUGAGAAGAGACAUGAAUGUUGUUGAGUUUCUACGACAAGUGCAAGAACAGUCAGUGAAGAUGAUCCCGUUCGAACAGACGGGCCUGCAGCGCAUCUCCCAAAUCAGCGAGUCGAGCUUCUUUCAGACGUUACUCGUCAUCCAGCCUGCUGAAGCGGACGAUGCUAUGCGUCACGCCACAGACAUGUAUCAGAGCAAUGAUUCCGAUACUGAGGACAAAUCUGACGUGCUGAACGUUUUCAACUCGUAUGCCGUCAUGCUUGAGUGUGUCUUGGAACCCACCGGUCUCAAAAUACGCUUGAACACUGAUUCUCACAUUGUCAGCGCGCGCCAGGCGCGGCGCAUAGUUGAGCAGUUUGAGCAGUUGCUGCGGCAGUUGUGCGAUGCGCAAGAUGUCCAGGUCACGAUGGAGGAAAUUGGAGCUAUCAAUGAGCGGGAUCUGAGGCAGAUAUGGGACUGGAAUGCCACCAUACCACCGGCAGUCGAGAUCUGUGUGCACGAUGUCAUUGCCGAAAGAGUGCUGCAGCAUCCGGAGAAGCAAGCUGUGUGUGCUUGGGACGGUGACUUGAGCUACCGCGAGUUGGACGAUCUGUCAACAACCCUUGCACACCAGUUGGUGGCAGACGGCGUUGGGGAAGGGUCGGUGGUGCCGCUCUGCUUCGAAAAGUCCAAGUGGAUGCCUGUUGCCAUGUUAGGAGUCAUGAAAGCCGGCGGAGCCUCUGUGGCCAUGGACGUAACGCAACCCGAGGAACGGCUGCGACUGAUGGCAGGGCAAGUCAAGGCAAAGGUGAUGCUUUGCUCGGCCGCGAUGCAAGACUUGGCCGCUGCAUGUUCAGUCCCUCUGUGCAAGGUGGUAGACGCGGGCCAGCUGGACGCAACCAGCGUGGCGAGCAGGCCAGACCUACCCAGCGUGAAUCCGGCGGGCACGCUCUGCGUUGUCUUCACAUCUGGGAGCACGGGGACGCCCAAAGGUGCCAUGCUUACCCACGCCAACUUCAGCAGCGCAGUCAAGCACCAACAGCAGGAGCUGGGAUACGCGCCAGCAGAAGGUCGCAUCUUCGACUUUUCCUCGUAUGCCUUCGAUGCGGCAUGGUCCAACUUUGUGCAAUCGGCCGCGGCAGGUGCGUGCUUGUGCAUUCCCUCGGAGGCGGAACGCAAGGAUGAUACGGCACGCUACGAUUGCUAG
Dothidotthia symphoricarpi CBS 119687 is the source of this 2502-nucleotide messenger RNA. RefSeq names its product acetyl-CoA synthetase-like protein. Gene Ontology annotation, molecular function: phosphopantetheine binding; catalytic activity. The record is from RefSeq and is a predicted model, not a curated record. The transcript is spliced from 2 exons. Lineage: Eukaryota; Fungi; Ascomycota; Dothideomycetes; Pleosporales; Dothidotthiaceae. Gene Ontology annotation, biological process: secondary metabolite biosynthetic process; amino acid activation for nonribosomal peptide biosynthetic process. The coding region runs from base 1 to 2502 and encodes 833 amino acids. Gene Ontology annotation, cellular component: cytoplasm.